AGCUAAAGUGCACUGAAAGUGUUGUUCAACAUUACCGGAAUGGAAAUUGCAUGUGGGAUGCUGGUUUGGGGUGGAUUUGGUGCGUGAAAAAGUGGAGUGAAAAGUGGAGGAAAAGUUCGCGACGGCCACCAGCCAGCAGCAGGAGCCCGAGUUGAAAAAGAUGAACGAUGCGCUUCCCCUCUUGUCCCCGCACCCAGUAGUUCCCUUCGUGUUGCUGUUUUGCAUCAUCGUUCUCGGCUGACUCGACCGCUCUGCUAAAGUACUAUACUCUGUGGAGGAGGUGCUUCUUGCUCCGGUGGCAUAGCCUGGGUGCGCUUUGCAACCCCUCUUGAGUGCAUUAUUCUUCGUUGAACUUUGUCGGGUGUAGUUUAUUUUGUAUGAAAAUUUCUCUGUUGAAUCAAAUGUUUUUGUUUUGGUUUGGAUAUUCUUGCGUGGCACGAACUGAUGGGUGGCUUUAAAGUCUGGCAGUAUGGAAGAGAUUUGGUCCAGAUGUUAACCGUACUUAUAUAUUGAACCGGGCAAGGGUGCAUCAUAACUGAAAUCUGCGACCGAGGAAACCAGUCGGCUGAAAAUCGACACCAGGGUGGCACGAUGAAUUCCCAUCACAUAACGGAAGCCGCCCUCAAUCGGUACGAGUCCGACAAGCGCGCUUGGGAGGACGCCAUCAGGGCCUACAGUGGGGCGGAUUCGUUGGACAUUUGGUUCAACUAUAUUUGCUGGUUGGAGCAGCACAAAGUGUUCGACAAGGACGGCGGCUUCAGGAAGAUUUUGGAACAGUGCUUGUCGAACUUUGAAAACUUCGAAAAUUACAAGCAGGAUGUGCGGAUGGUGAAACUAUGGAUGAAAUUUAUUGACAUGCAGGCAAAUCCUUUGAACUUGUACCAAUUCCUGUAUAAAAAGAAUGUUGGAACACAAUGCGCCUGUUUCUACAUUGGGUGGGCGCACUAUUACGAUGCUGCUAAUGCAUUCAAACAGGCUGAAUCAAUCUACAAUCUGGGCAUCCAGGUUAAAGCGCAACCCAUGGAGGAACUUCAGGAAGCUCAGAACAAAUUCCGGCUAUCUAUAGCACAAAGGAUGUUGUACAACGAUGCCUCGUCAAAGAAAAGAUCAGCGAAUACGUUGGUGGAGCAGAGGCAGCAGAUAACUUCGCUGAGUCCGCCUCAGAAAAAGAUGAAAACCGAAAAUGGGGAAUAUUAUACACAACAGCAACAGCAGCAGCAGCAGCAGCAGCAGCAGCAGCAGCAGCAGCAUCAACAACAACAGCAACAGCAGCAACAUCCACAUCAGCAUCAUCCCCAGCAGCAAACACAGAACCAUAUCCAAACAACUGCACAGCCCCAUCAACAUCAUCCCCAAUCUCAGGCUCAACAUCAUCCGCAACCACAACACCAGCAACAUUAUAAUCAUGCAGGAUACUAUCAACAACAACAACAACAACAUCAGCAACAAUCGACACCUGUUCCAGCUCCUGCUCCUGCUACAAUAACAGCUGAGCAGUACUAUCAGCAAGACAAACAAAAUUCCACUUACUAUCAGAGUAAUCACAAUCAUUAUACUCAGCAUCAACAUCUUCAGCAACAGAUUCACCAAUCGCAUCAAGCGCCAACCCCUGUUUCAGUACAAUCAACAGUUGUGCAACAAACCCAUCCAAUAGCACAACAGCUUACUGCUCCUCAACGACAAUUACAACCCCAACAACAACCACCACACCCGCAAGCACCUGUGGCCACACAAACGCGGCCACCAGCUAUUCAGCCUGUACAAAUCCCGCCGCCGAUUCCAGUGGUGCAGCCGCCUCCUCAACCUCAGCCUCAGCCGCAUGUUUCUCCCCAACCGGUCGCUCAAAAAAUUGCACCUGCACCAGCUCAACAGCCCCAGCCCCUUGUCCAAACCCCUGCUCAACAAACUGUGCAAUCUCGUCCUGCCGAGUAUAGGUCGGUCAUAAUCGAAAACUACGCCCUUGGAAACGAAAGCAUGAUUGAAUGCAAUCUAAACAAUUCAGCUUAUGUUAUAUCGUCUUCUUUAAAUUACGUGUACGAUGAUGCGAAUAUGACCGGCUACACACUGGAAGAGCAACCCGAGGAAAAAGUUGAUACCGAACCUACCGGUAUUCGGUUGCCGGAAAAUUUCGUUCGUGAAGCACGGUCCAAUCAUGAACGAUGGGACGUUCCACUGUGCUUGGAGGAACCAUACGAAGCCAAUCGCAAGUGUUGCUAUCCAAAGGCGUUUGUAUAUCCGGAUCUUCACACUGGUAGGCCCACGAUGGAAUUUUCGCUGGAGGAAAUCCGCGCACGGAAGUGGUAUCGACGGAAAGAAGAGUUGGAAGAGCAAAAAAAGAUAAAGCAACAACAGCUAGAAGCGGAAAAACUACGUCAAGAGCGGCAACGACAGAUGCAACUGCAGUAUCAGCAGCAACAACAACAGCAGCAACAACAACAACAGCAGCAACAACAACAACAGCAGCAACAACAACAACAACAACAACAACAAGUAAAUUAUGCUCAGGCACAGCAGCAUCCAGGAGCAGCUCAACGGAACUAUCCGCUGUCUAAUCAGUAUCAAUCGAUUACGUUUCAACAAGCAGUUCAAUCGCUGCCUCAGUAUCAACAGCCUUCGAGGCAAAUUGCUGCUGUUCCUGCCCCACCUCAGCCAGUAUCUACAAUACAACACGCAAACCACUAUUAUCAAUCCCAGCAGCAACAUCAUCAUCCAGCUAAUCCUCCAGCUCCAUCCCAAUCCGUGCAACAUUCACCGGUACAGACGAACCCACAGCCUCUCGCACAAAGCAAUUAUCCUCCCUAUCGUCAUCCAUAUCCUCCACAACAGCCGCAACAUCAACAGCCUCAACAGAGCCAAUAUCAAUCGCCGGUGGCAACUCCAGUCAUUCAACACGCUGUUCAACAUCAGGCUCCGUCAACGAAUCAACCCGGGGCUGCAUAUCAACCACAAGGGGCUUAUCAAAACAGUCAUUAUGGAACUUACAAUCAGCCAAACUAUUCUCACAAUCAACCGGUUCACCAGGCGUCUCCUAUCCAUGCACAGUCUCCUCACCAUUACGCUCAACAUCCACAGCCCCACCCCCAGCAUCAUCAUCUUCAGCAGCAACAUCUCUCACAACCUCCUACACAACAAGCGCCACCUUUGGCGCAUCCACCAUCCGCCCAAACCAGACCUCAAACACCUGUCCAACAACAACAACAACAACCCACGUAUCAAAAACCCGCCAUCCAACCCACACCCCCUGCACCAAAACCCGUAACACCUAAUAUUCAACCCCCGGCAAAACAAGUUCCACCAACACCACCCAUCCAACGACCACGUAUCAUUCAUCGCCCAAAGAAGCUUCAACCGCCCAAAGAGCUCCCACAACCUGAGAUACGUGCACCGGCUCCUCCUGUUGCAGUUAAGCCGCCCCCUGUCAAUGUUCGCAACAACGAAUUCAACAGCUGCGACGAUUUCGAAGAACAAAUUGAAGCCUCCACAAUCCGAUUUUCAACAUCAGCAGAGAACGGAACCAGCAAAAGCAAAACCAUCACUAUUAAGUUCAAGAAAGAGAAGUCUUUGGCGCCUAGUCCUGUAAACGUUCCCAUUCUUAAUCAACAGCCAAAACCAAUCGCUACCAGCUCUACGAGCAUAGCGUCCAAUCACGAAUCCAAUCACAAACCCAAGAAAGUGCCUUCUAUUGCAACAACAAGCAACAAUUCCGGCGGCUCCAUAUCACAACCGCAGCGUAAAAAUGCAUCAGUUACUCCGGUGGAUCGUUCGAAGACCAACAUCAAAAAGAGCAGCAAAUCAUCUCCAAACAAGACCAAACCAUCCUCCAAGUACGAUCCUGAUGCUACUGUCGUUCCGGCAAAUCGCGUAAAUGACGCCAACCUGCUACUCUCACUUUCGGGAGAAAACGACGACACAUCCCGGUCAUACGGUGCAUCUUCGCCGGAGGUUGUUAGCAAAAAGAACAAAAGCAAAUCCAAGGCUACGCGGUUUACCAACGACGAUGAUGACGAAGACGAUAUAUACGAUCGAGAAGAGGAUGACUGUCUGGACUCGGAGGAGGACGACUUCGAAGAUGACGAUGACGAAGAGGAAGAUUCGGAUGAAAACGAUUCUUCCUACCAAUCAAACUCGGAGUUCAACACCUCAUUCAGCAAUAUUUCUUUUGCGGGAGACAACAGUAACGGUGCGUUUAACUUCGGUGGCAGUUCCUGUUCUACUCCCAUGCGCCAAACCCAAACAUCUGGGGGUGUCUCGAAAACAUCCACCCCUAUUGGGUCGUUCCGGUAUCUGAAGAAACACGAAUCGAAUCUCUCGUUGGGUCAGAAUGAAGACUCGAUGAACUCAACCGUUGUGGAGAACAGCUACUUCCAGACGGAACAGGACGAAGAAGGGAAGCGGCGACGGAAGGAGAAAGCUUUGGCCAUUAUCGAUACUCACCUGGCCAAGCCGUUCCUGGAUCCGUUCAGUAGCGAACUGUGCAAAGCGUUCCUUACAAAAAUUGAUUUUCCCUCGAGGGAAAAUCGGGAUAAUUAUAAGGUUGUAAAUAGUAAUCUUCCCAAGCUGAUCAAAUCGCAAAAUGCAUCAUUAGGAGGAACAACGUACAGCGUGGAGAAGGAAGUUGGUCGGGGCUCGUACGGCUCUGUGUUCCGGGCGGUCAACACUUCUAACGGUGCGGUGGUUGCCAUCAAAUACCAGAAACCAGCCAACACGUGGGAGUUGUAUAUUUGUACAGAGGUUAAAAAACGGAUUAAAAAUUCGGAUAUUCUACCGGGAUUUAUGGAUAUCUGUUCGGCUGUGAUUGCACCGAAUGCUAGCGUUCUGGUGUCGGAAUUCUCGCAGUAUGGUUCUCUGCUUGAUAUUAAUAAUACGAUUCGUACUGCUACCACUAAGGUAAUGCACGAGUCGCUGGUUAUGCACUUUAGCAGCCAAAUCCUUUCUAUCGUGGAGUAUCUACACAAAUGCAAUAUUGUUCACGCCGACAUUAAGCCAGAUAAUUUCCUGCUAAUGCAAAUACCAACAGUCGAAUCGGACAUACCCACACUGCGGUUGAUAGAUUUUGGCUGUGCCAUCGAUAUGAAUUUCUUCGAAAAGAAUCGGCAAUUUAAAAAAGUUAUACAAACUGAUGGAUUCACAUGCGUCGAGAUGCAGGAAGGACGACCGUGGUCUUAUCAGACGGAUUUGUUCUGUGUGGCGGGAACGAUUCACGUGAUGUUGUUCGGCGAAUAUAUGCAGCUGACGAAGAAGUACGAUUCCGGUUGGGAUAUCAAACAGAAACUGCCAAGGUAUCUCAAGAAGCACGUCUGGACUGAAGUAUUCCAAAAGUUGUUAAACAUCAAGGACAUCCAUCACAUGCCCAAGUUGAGCGCUUUGAAGGAGCUUAUAGACGCCGAAGCGUUCAACAUGGAAUCGGAACUGGUAAAACACAUACGAACGUUGUCCAAUCUACUGAAGCGACGUUAGAUAUCCGGUCUUUGGUAAGUAUUUUCAGUUGGAUACAACAAGCCCGUUAGUGUUGCAUAGGCGCGGAAAUUGUAAAUAGUGAGCCAAAUACGAAGAUGAUGAAUCAAAAUAUUUAUACCAUGUAGUGUCUAUAUGAACAGGAUCAGACAAAUAGUAAUCCACUAGAAAUACAACAGAUGAGUGCUAGGAUAGAUCACAUUAGUGGGAUCCGGCGCGUUUAUCAAUCUACCUAGAUUAUGUAUCACGAUUGAUUGUGCAUAGAAGCUCUGCGAUUAUCGCUGGAGGUAUAUUUAUUCUUACCUUACAUCAAAAACACGUUAAUAAUCCUGAUAAGUGAUUGGAAAGUACUGACAAAAUUGUAAUCUUGGCAAUUGUAUAUUUUUUUGGAAUUGAGCAGGCACUUUAAAUAUUCGAUUACUACACAAGUAAGGUAGGCUGAACUAAGAUAAUAAGUCCGUAAACAUGUGCGCAGACCUUAUCAUUGUUUUUAGAAAAUUUAUACGGAAUUUCCUUUAACCCAAAGAACAUCUGUUUCAGAGAAGCAGCAUUCAACUUUCAUUUAUGUUUCACCUUAUACAAGCACAACAAUAAACUAAGCUUGUCUGAAAGAUUUGUGAUUUUCCGCUGCUAGCCUAAGUAUUGUGGAUUUAGUCAGAUUAGGGAACAGAAUAUAAUGGAAUUCGAAAUAGCAACAGAGGUAGAUUCAUUACGUUGUAGUUAUUUUUUUUCGCGGCAAAUAUCGUCAUAAGAAGGUAUUUAAACAUUAGGAAGGGAAAUAAUUUAGAAUUAUUGGAUAAAACUUUAAA
This is a messenger RNA of Armigeres subalbatus, 6263 nucleotides long. RefSeq lists its product as uncharacterized. Gene Ontology annotation, molecular function: protein kinase activity; ATP binding. The transcript has 9 exons. Gene Ontology annotation, biological process: mitotic spindle assembly checkpoint signaling; meiotic sister chromatid cohesion, centromeric; protein phosphorylation. Bases 592 to 5457 code for a protein of 1621 amino acids. Gene Ontology annotation, cellular component: nucleus. NCBI's taxonomy places the organism in Eukaryota, Metazoa, Arthropoda, Insecta, Diptera, Culicidae. The record is from RefSeq and is a predicted model, not a curated record.